AAAGGACAGCAAGAGCAACAGAGCUGCAUUAACGCGCCCAGACCUUUAACAGACACAGCACUGCCUGCCUGAAGCAGCUGUCAUACAGCAUGGCUCCCAUCAACGUGUGCAACCUAGCUCUGAGCUCUAAAGAAAAACUCAAAAUGAGAAAACCAGUGGUGGAAAAAAUGCGCAGGGACCGUAUCAACGUCAGCAUCGAGGAGCUGAAGAAACUGCUGCACAACGAGUUCAAGGCGCACCACCCCAGCUCCAAGCUGGAGAAAGCUGACAUCUUAGACAUGGCCGUGGGUUACCUGCGACAGAGCAGCCACCCGGCUUCCUUCAAGACCCCGCAGCACAGCUACAGCGACGGCUUCUCCCAGUGCUUGGAGGAGACGCUGCGCUUCCUGUCCUUCCAAGACCCGACGAAGGAAUCCCAGUUCCAAGUUCUGAAGCACUUCCAGAACACUCAGAUGGGCGCGCGGGAUCUGUCCAGCGCAGCGGCUGCACUGGGCUCCCAACACGGCUUUCCCAAACGCUCUUCCCAGGGCGAUUGCAAGGUGCUGUGGAGACCCUGGUAAACUCACACAGACAGUGUUCAUUGUAAAUCAGAGGAUCAUGACGUGGCUUCAUGCGACAGUGCAGAAAGAAAUCCUCUCCCAGUAGGAAAUAUGAAUUCCCCUUUUACAUAUGACAUUUUGUUUUGCAAAAGUUUGUCUCGUUCCGCUUUCUAUUGAAAGGCUAUGUGUUUUGCUGCUUGUUUUAGAGUUAUAUAAAGAGAAUAGCUUGCGUGUGAAUAUCACAAUAACUUUUAUAAGAGCAAUCUGUGCAUUGCAAUAAUAAUAAUAAUAAUAAUAAUAAUAAUAAUAAUAAUAAUAAUAAUAAUAAUAAUAAUAAUUGCCCGUGUUGUUUCCUUCAAUGUGAAGGUAUUUUCAUAAUUUUUGUAUAAAUUGUAAUGGGUUCUAUAAUAUUUAUAGACAGUUUGCGAUGUGUGAAUUGUGUUAUUUCAGAAUGAUUAAUCCGAGUCAUUAAUUAUGACGAGAUGUUCUCAUACCUUUGUAAGGUUUGUUGUUGUUUUUUUGGGGUAACAAACACAUUCCUGUACAUUUACCCAGAUGAUAUGUGUCGGGAAUGUGAUCCCCGAUAUGAAUUUCUGUGUUCAGAA
Messenger RNA from Acipenser ruthenus (sterlet), 1144 nucleotides. Its product is annotated as transcription factor HES-5-like. Lineage: Eukaryota; Metazoa; Chordata; Actinopteri; Acipenseriformes; Acipenseridae. Gene Ontology annotation, biological process: regulation of neurogenesis; anterior/posterior pattern specification; regulation of transcription by RNA polymerase II. Bases 90 to 560 code for a protein of 156 amino acids. The transcript is spliced from 2 exons. Gene Ontology annotation, cellular component: nucleus. Gene Ontology annotation, molecular function: RNA polymerase II cis-regulatory region sequence-specific DNA binding; DNA-binding transcription factor activity, RNA polymerase II-specific; protein dimerization activity. The record is from RefSeq and is a predicted model, not a curated record.